AUGGGCGAUGUUCAGAAGCGCGCGUUGCAAGACAUUUCGAACGAACUUAUUCAGCUGACUACAGAGCGCGAGGAGCGGCUCAAGGGCGCGCCAGCGAACGCGGAUGGCGCCGUCGAGUCGCGCGAGGUCAACGGUCAGGCGGCAGUGAAGCGGCUGCAGACGAGUUUUGUGGAAAGCGGCGUGAGUGCGGCGCUGCUGCGCUAUCUGAGAGACGCGGGGCCGCUGCUGCUGCGGGACUCGUGGGACCUGCCGGGCGGCCACGACGACGCUGAGGCGGCACGGCAGCAGCUCAAGGCGGCCAACAGCGACGCACAGGCGAUGGCAGAUGAGAGAUGCGACGCCCUGCGACAGGCGUGCGAGCUGCUGGGGCAAGAAGAGGAGAGGAUGGAGGAGCUCCAGCUGGAUGACCAACUCAGCGCGCUCUCCAUCGAGCUGGCAGCGCUGGAGAGGGCAGAGGCGGCGCUGCAGCACGCGGAGGAGGCGGCGGGGCAGGUCAUGUGCAGCGCACAGGGAGAGGGCUCCGAGGCAGCGCAUGUGGCGGCGCUCACCCGUGUGAAGGCACAACUGGCGGCGUCGCUGCAGCACUGUGCUGCUGCUGAAGGGCUCUCCUCGCACCUCGCCACUGCUGCUGCCACACAAGCGAGAGAGGAGCAGAGCCACCCCGCAGAGGGGCGUACGAGGAGCGCCAGGCCAUCGCCCACCGCUACCACCACCACCGCUACCACCACCACCGCUACCACCACCACCGCUACCACCACCACCGCUACCACCACCACCACCGCUAACACCACCACCACCGCUACCACCAGCACCACCAGCACCACCAGCACCACCAGCACGCAGCACGCGGCAGAGCAAGGCAGCGAGGCGCAGGCAGCAGUGCAGCAGCUGGCGGCGCUGCUGUGCCCCGCCGCCCUCACCGCCCAGACUGCCCGCUCCCUCUCCCUGCACCUCCCCCUCCCCUCUCCCCACUCUCUUUCGAGCCCGCCACUUGAGCGUGAGGCAGCCGCUUCAGCCAGCGCUGCAGCACACGCCUCUGCCUUGGCCACCGGGAAGGGGGGCUUGCCUGAUGUGGCGUGGGGCAGCACAGGGGAGGGCAGCACAGGGGAGGGCAGCACAGGGGAGGGCGGCAGUGCGUCAGUGGAGGUGGCUGUGCUGCCUGGAGGGCACGUUGCUUCCGCAUCCAUUGUGAGACGCCUCUCUCCGCUGCUGCCAUGCCCCCUGCUUCUUCCACCUGCUUUGAUGCUCCCUCCCUCUGCCCACCUCUCCGUGUGCACUGCCCGUCCCCCCAUUGCUACUGCCUCAUCCCACCACCGAUGCGCCCUUCCCUCCCCACCCUGCAGGACGCACCAGGACUCUCCCACUGCUCACUCCCUCUGCACCCCUCCACCCAUGCUGCAGACAGCUAGGCUCUGCUUUCACGACAUGGGCGGCACCCCUGCACCACGCCCCGCCUCAUGCAUCUCCCCUCCUUGCCUCCCUUGCAGCGCCACAGAGGGCGUCCAGCAGCACCCAGGGGGGGCAGGAGUGCCGGUGGCGGCAGCAGUGGCGGAGGCGGCCUGUCUGCUGCGCCUGCUGGCGCUGCGCCGAGCACACAUGGCACAUGCACUGGCCACCGCUCCCUUCCCCCCCCGCUACAUGGUGGAAAUGGCGGGGGAGGGCGCCUUCAAGGUGAAAUGGGCCAACGGGGCCAUGCUCACCCUCACCGCCUGCAACGACUGGCCAAUGCCGGGCGGCCACCUGGCAGUGGCUGACGUGGAGCUGCCCCACACAGCGCAGUCAGGCGAGGAGAGGCAGCAGCUGCUCUCACUGCUCUCCACUGCUGUGGGAGACGCACAGCGCCAGGAUGGCACGCCUCCAGCCCCCCCAGCCGCGUCAGCCCUAGGCGGCGUGAUAGCAGCGGCAGGAGCGUGCCUGCGCAAGGCCAUGAUGGUGGCGCUCAAGACCACUUGA
Messenger RNA from Closterium sp. Naga37s-1, 1953 nucleotides. The record is from the annotation of a GenBank genome assembly. NCBI's taxonomy places the organism in Eukaryota, Viridiplantae, Streptophyta, Zygnematophyceae, Desmidiales, Closteriaceae.